This is a messenger RNA of Pseudogymnoascus destructans, 1954 nucleotides long. RefSeq lists its product as uncharacterized. The record is from RefSeq and is a predicted model, not a curated record. The transcript has a single exon. The coding region runs from base 416 to 1954 and encodes 512 amino acids. NCBI's taxonomy places the organism in Eukaryota, Fungi, Ascomycota, Leotiomycetes, Thelebolales, Thelebolaceae.
CUUCAAUGAAAUCCUGACUUGUACAUUCUGUCUUCCGUAUAUGAUUGUACCGACUGGUCGAUCCCAGUCUUCAGCCUCGAUUAUGGCAAUCUAUGUCGCCGUUUCCAGUUCAUGGAUGAUCGUAAUCAUGCUUGUAGUCUGUACAUGGAGCAACAAAGAAUGGAACACAGGCAGUGAAGAAAUUCUAUAAUUGUUCAGAGUUUAGAUUAUCAUAUCCGUGUUUCUUUAAUCUGCAAAUACAAGCUUUAAAGGUGAGGUACCAAAAACGUCAGCUUGGUCCAAGCGUCGUGAUAAGCCGCACCGCAUCGGUGACGUCCCGACUGUCACGCUCUCUAAAUGCAACGCAUCGCAAUCCUCUUCAAUGGCGCCCAUAUGACCAGAAAACAAUUGAUGUUACUGCAGUAGGCUGGGCACGAUGGCCGACUUCCACGGCUCUUCGAACCCCUUUCGGCGCAGGACGCCCGCCAUCCAAACGAACACAGAGAAUGGAACAAAGGCAGAGGAAAGCACAGUGACUAGGCAACUACCCAUCGAUCAACCGAUGCCGCAUGGAGAUGCGCCGAUCAAAAAUAACGACAAACCGGUGAAGCAUGUUAGGGUGCAGUCGCCGCCGCCGAGCAGCCCGGAGGAUGCCAUAGAGGAUAAAUCCCAUACGCCACUCCCACAGGGAGAGGGCCAUGCACUUGGCCAUGACCCAUUUGAGUCCGUUAUGUCCGAUGAAUCGUCAGAUGAUAAUGAUGAAGAAAUACCACCGAUAAUUGCUGCCAGCAAUGAUGGAAGAGCGCCUAUACCACCGAUAAGCUGUGCCGGCAAUGAUGGGAGAACGUCUAUGAACCCGUUCAGCAAGACAUUAGCUACGUUAGAACGGACGGAGGGCAAGGAGUCGACCGGCGAAACUCCACCGGUGGGGUCGGGAAAGGCAGCUAUGGAUGUGGAAUCUUUUAAGCGUCUACUCAUGACUGGAAGCAGCGGUAUCCCAGCUCCUGAAUCUCUACCCGGCCCUCCCGCGCAAUCAGCGCACACAGGGCCGACAGACGGAAGCAGCACAGAGGCAUCAUCGGUCUCACGGCACUCGAUCUUUGAGAACAUCCAAGAGAAUCUGCCCGAGUCACCCCGAACCUCACACGAAGUCUCCGAUGCAAAUGACGAGCCGCGGCGUAUGCCGCCAACCCUCCAGCGCUCUGCCUCCGGAAGGAAAAAGCCGCCACCACCCAGCUCACGGCAUGGGAAACUCAUAAACGUGCAACUAAGAGACAACGCGCGGCCUCAUUCUCUCUAUUUAACAUCUACAUCCGCCCCGUCACCCCUAUCAACCACAAUCCCUACACCAACCGCCGCGGAACGGUCGGCCACCGACCUCAACAAGCCCCUUCCACCCAACCCCUCCCGCGCAAGCCACGACUCAGAUCGUGAAUCCGUCUUUGACUGCGAAUCGGUCGGGAAGGCGCCGGAGCCGUCUUCUCCAUCCAACUUACUACGACGUAAACCCGCACCUGCACCUCCCUCAGCACGCCGCCAUGGCCAUCCUGUCGCCGACCCAAACUCCCCGCACCUAUCUCCCAAACGCCUCACCAACAUGGGCGACGACAGCCGCAACAGCUCAACGCAGGAUCUAUCAUCAUUGCAUCCCUCCACCAACCAACAGGCAACCUUUAAAGCCCCCCCACCUCCGCCGCUCCGCCGCCCAGGCUCCAUCAGAAACUCCGUUAUCUCCCCACCGUUUAUAACAUCCGAGCUCGAAAACGCCCCUUCGAUGCCCCGCGCCCCAUCCACUCCCUCUAAGCGCCUCUCCGUCGUCCCCCCUGCCCCUCCUCGGCCCCGCGGCGCAAGCGGGGCAAGCGUCGACGCCAACCUCCCCAACCCUGCCGCGUCGACCACCGAACACCCAGACAUCCUCGCUGACCUCGGCGCUCUUCAGAGGGAGAUCGACGCCCUUCGCGGGCGUGAAGCUUGA